This is a messenger RNA of Lodderomyces pseudojiufengensis, 594 nucleotides long. RefSeq lists its product as uncharacterized. The coding region runs from base 1 to 594 and encodes 197 amino acids. Lineage: Eukaryota; Fungi; Ascomycota; Pichiomycetes; Serinales; Debaryomycetaceae. The transcript has a single exon. The record is from RefSeq and is a predicted model, not a curated record.
AUGUCAUAUACCUCCAACUCCUCAAAGCAUCAAGCCGAAUUAACUGUAAAUAGGCUCUUUUCAGAUAUACUACAUACACAACCGAAAACCCAGAAAAAGUCCAAGAGGGAUCAACCUUUAUCCACAACUCAAAUACUAACGAACCAACUCAACUCUCAAAAUCACAAGAUAUCGAAAACUAAGAGCAGCACACAGAAGAAAAAGCAGAAGAAGAAAGAGCUUGAGGAUAAAAAGUUUCAAAAAUUUGUGAAGUAUAAUAUAAUCAUUAACAAGACACCUGAAGAAUUAACUGGUGAAGAUAAAUCGUAUUUAAAGAAAUUAACAAAAAAAAACAUAAAUUUAUUGAAUAGUUAUAAAAUUGAUGAUUUCGAAAUUGAAACAGAAAUGGAAAAUGUUAAAUCUGAUUUGCUACAAGAUUUAACUCCAAAAAGUGGGAAAAGAUUAAGGAAAAAGAACUUAAAUCUUACAACGAACAACAAUCGUGAGAAGUUCAUUAAUUUUGAUGAAAAGGUGAAGAAAGGACUAAUCUCAAUGCCCGGUUUGACUCCUGGAUUAGCUCCAGUAGAUUAUGACGAUGAAGAUGAAUCUGAUUAA